UUUGAAUGUUUAUAGAUGUUCAGUGGAAUUCAGAAAUCUGCAAUGGGCCUGUGCAUAACAUUUGCGAAGCGUUUUUAACUUCUUGAUCCCUUCCGGUGUGAAAUUGGAGGCUGGAGCUAAGUUCGGUCUGCUAAUGAUAAUGGCGCUAUCAUCUCCUCUUCCCCCGUUUCUCUCUCCUUUCCUUAACGGCGACAAUUGUUCUACUUCUCUUGUUCCACUCAUCAAAGUCGCUUCUCCCAAGCCCAUUUACCGACGACCGUCCACCAUCGUGUCCUCUUACAAUGCGAGGAAUGGAUUGGUGAGCGACGAGAAGAAAGAGCUACUGGAAAGAUACGGUCUCGACCCCGACGAGUACCUACACAAAGAAUCUCCAAAGUCUUGGAGAAGAAGGGGAGCUGAGAGGACAGGGAAAGGAAAGCGAGUCCCACCCGAGGAAUCUAAGCAACCUAGGACUACACAUAAGUUGCUUCAGGUUCUAGGAGGUAAGGCUCGAAGGAAGAAGUUGCUUUCACCUAAGGGUAUGGAUGUACGCCCAAUGAUGGAAGUUGUAAAAGGUGCAGCCUUUGAUAUUUUGCAGGUAGCUGGUGGUUGUCCCGCUUCUUUAAGGCCAGGUCGUUGGUUAGACUUGUAUAGUGGUACUGGAUCUGUUGGGAUUGAAGCUAUAAGCCGGGGAUGUUCUGAGGUGCACUUUGUUGAGAUGGACCCUUGGGUUGUCUCCGAAGUCCUGAGACCAAAUUUGGAAUGGACUGGCUUCCUUGAUGUUUCAGUUAUACAUGCAGUUCGUGUUGAAGAUUUCUUGGAACGAGCUGAACAAUUUGUAGGUAAAGAUGGAUCGUUUGAUUAUAUUAGUGUUACACCUCCAUAUACUGCAGUAGAUUACAGUAUAUUGAUGGGUCAACUGUCAAGUUCAGUUUUAGUUGGGGAAGAUUCCUUUGUAGUAGUGGAGUAUCCCCUAAGAACUGUCAUGCUGGAUUCUUGUGGAUGUCUCGUCAAGAUAGCUGAUCGACGGUUUGGCCGGACACACUUGGCAAUAUAUGGACCCAGGUGGGCACAAAAGAAGAGGAGAUCAGAAAAGUCGGUGGGGAGUAUAGCAGAAGGGUAUUCACUGCAUAAGGAAAGCAUAAUCUGACAGGGAAUUAGUUUUCACAAUGAAUUGAACUCUCCAAAUAUACAGUUCAAUUGUGACAUCUACAACCUUGGGUUAAGUUGCAGCACAUCAACCUAAUCGUCUUGAUCUCUCUGUUGGCACCUUAACAUGGGUGGUUGGUAACUUGGUUUGCAAAUAUGAAGCUUGGAGUCUUGGGCUGCCACGGAAGUGGAUUAUGUGGACUGUGGAAGAAAAAAGAUCUCAAAACCAGAGUUUAACUGUAAAUCUUUCUUAAAACAUAGCUUUCCUGUAUGUUCUAUAUUUGGAUACGCAUUAUUUGAUGCCUAUCAGACAACUUGGAUACAUACAGCCACAUCUAUCAGCAAAGAUCCAUAUUAAUGCAAAUAUAAGAAACCGGAAAUCCAUAUUUA
Molecule: messenger RNA, 1518 nt
Organism: Nelumbo nucifera (sacred lotus)
Lineage: Eukaryota; Viridiplantae; Streptophyta; Magnoliopsida; Proteales; Nelumbonaceae
Product: methyltransferase
Biological process (GO): rRNA methylation
Molecular function (GO): methyltransferase activity
Source: RefSeq, a predicted model, not a curated record